Molecule: messenger RNA, 2453 nt
Organism: Macrosteles quadrilineatus (aster leafhopper)
Lineage: Eukaryota; Metazoa; Arthropoda; Insecta; Hemiptera; Cicadellidae
Exons: 2
Coding region: 416-1576 (386 amino acids)
Source: RefSeq, a predicted model, not a curated record
AGAAAAUCUUUCUCAAGUUCAAAGCAAACCUGAUAAGCAAAAGGGAAAAGCGAAAAAACUGCUAGGUUGCCAGUUGCUGGCAAAAGCAAGUUUUCGCAUUAAAAAUUCAAAUUCCAGUUGCAAGAGGUCUGCUAAAAACAAAAACACACCUACUUCAAAUAGGCCUACCAUAGAAAAUAGUCCUCAAUCAGAAAGCAAAAAAUCAGAAAAUAAAAAGGACAAGAAAUUUUCAGGGGAUAUAAAUCAACAAGCCCAGCCCAGACAAGCCAACCCUCUUAGACCAUUUGGGCCAAAUCAAAAAACCCCACAAACACCUCAUUCAGUCAAUAAAAAUUAUUCAAACAAAUCAAAACCCACAGUAGGCCUAUUGGUGCCAGUUAUACCAAUAGCACUAAUAAAGCCUGUAAAUGCAGUAAUGCCCACAGUAUCAGGUAUGAACCUAGAGAAUAGCAAAAGAGCUGUUUGCAACACGGAAAGUAGGAAUUUUAUUCGUAUUCAAGUUCCUAGGUCACAUAACCUACCUUCUGAAGUGGGUACAUCAAGAGUUGAAAGCAGUGAAGCAUCAAGUCAAACCCCUGCAACUGUAGUUACAAUGCCAGAUUCGUCUGAAAAUGUACAAAAACUAUUUUUUACUCUAUGUGAUAAGCUGUUCACUGACGUUGUUAAUUUUAAAAUCCCUAAAAUCGCAUACGAUUUAUACUUAUUAAUUAGUUAUGACGUCAUGAAAGAAGAACGCUUUAAGAAAAUCAAUCAGUUACUAUCUUCAGAAACUGUUGUCAGUGAAAAACAUCGAGCUGAAAAAGAAUUUGCCGAUAUGAUCAAAAUCCGGGCUCAGAGUUUUGUCCCUUUAUUCAUGACAAUUGUAAAUAGGAUUGAUAGUGAUAACCUCAAGGCAUUGCUUACUGCGGUGUAUUGUAGAAUAGUUCAAAAACUCGAAACUAUCGAUCCUAUAACCAGUGCCUACCGGUUCAAAAUAAGGAGCAUAAUCAAAACUAUGCUGGAAAAACACGGCUGUAAACAGCCAGAGAUCUUAGCAUAUUUUGACACGGAAAAUGAUACAAAUUUUCUUACAAACUUCUGCUUCAUAGAAAAUUUAUUGAAGAAAUAUGACACAGAGCCAAGGGAAGUUGGUACCACUCUAAGGAUACAACCAAAUACUGAAAUGACAGCAAGUUCAACUUCAACAGAAAGAGAUAACCAUGCUGAUUCAUCUGUAUUAAACCAAACAGAAAAAAAUCCCGCUCAGUCCACCCCCGAUUGUUCAGUCCCUCAAAAUCCCGUUCAGUCCACCCCCGAUUGUUCAGUCCCUCAAAAUCCAGUUCAGUCCACCCCCGUUUGCUCAGUUUCCCAAAUUCCAGUUCAGUCCACUCCCGUUGAUUCAGUUCCCCAAAAUCCAGUUCAGUCUACCCCCGUUUGCUCAGUUCCCCAAAUUCCAGUUCAGUCCACCCCCGUUUGUUCAGUUCCUCCCAGUGGGAGUGGAAUGGGAUCCUUUCAGACCAACAAACCUACACAACUUCCACCAAGUAUUGGAAAUUUGGACGAUGAAUUUUUGAAAAAUCUGACGAGGAAACACUAAUUACUGUACCAAAAUCAUCUAUGAAGUUGAAGUUUUUCAACUAAGUUUUGUGGCUGUCUUUCUCCAAGCUUCAUCACGACUGUUCAACGAUGGAGCUAAGGAAACAGUUGGACCCGUACCUGAUUUCUAUGUUACGUAUAAUACUCGUUACGUAGGCUACUAAGCUUAAGUUUAUGUCAAUAUUGUAAGCAAAUAGAAUAUUGUAUUAUUUUGUAAAUGAACUGUGAACAUACUUUGUACAUACCACUAAUUAAAUAGUAUUUUUUUGUUUUUAACGACAAAUAUUUGUUGAAUUAAGUUUUAGAUUUGUAUCGUUAUUCUAGUAAGCCAAUCUAAUGAAUGUAAUUGUUCUGUUAAAGUUUUAGCCUUAGCAUUAUGAAGAUAGUUUCGUUGGAAAAUGCAUAUUCUUUUUUUUAAAUUGAUGUUUGAAAGCAGUUUAUUUUAAUUUUGAAUGCCUUUGAUAGAGUACCACUUGAUUGUUAGCACAUUGUAGCGUAAGCCUUUGUAAAAAGAUCUGUCCAGGAAAUCUAGUGAAUAGAAUUUGUUCUUUGGCAUGUUCCUUAUUUACUGUACACAAGAUCAGCUGAUCCUAAAAGUCGAUUGUUUUUUUGCUUUAGUUUCAAACCAUCCUUAUUGGUCGCUAAAUAAAACGAACACACAAUCUUUAGUAGCAUACAAAAUUCAAGCUGGUUUAAGUAAUCAAUGUGUUCAAGUAUUAAGUGUGCGAGCUCCCAAAUGUAAAAUUGCUGCAGUUGUAUAAAUAAACAGUAUUAUAAUGUGGUUUUAACUGUUAAUUAUAAACAAAUUAGUUAUAUCCCCUUUAAAAAUUGUUACGUUGAUCUGAGCAUCAGACUAGUUUAAGUUGAAUUUUCCUGAU